Molecule: messenger RNA, 822 nt
Organism: Rotaria sp. Silwood2
Lineage: Eukaryota; Metazoa; Rotifera; Eurotatoria; Philodinida; Philodinidae
Source: the annotation of a GenBank genome assembly
AUGUUAACAAAUUGUCCUCGAGAUACUCAUGAAUGCAUCUCACCGAUAACAAAGAAAAUCAUUUGUCUACCUGUUCAUCAAGCUGGAAAUGAAAUUGUCGAUUGUCUUGGAUCUACAGAUGAAAAAACAUUUUGUCGAUUAACACAUCCAAAGAAUCCUGAAUUGAGAUAUAAGUGCUGGAAUGAAAAAAUAUGUGUUUCUGAUAAAUAUUUUUGCAAGGAGAAACUAUGUUAUUUCGAACGCUUACAUAACUGUUCAAAUGAUAUUACAGGUGUUAUCAGCCGUCUAGGUGAAGAUAACAAUCUUAGAUUUCCUGAGUAUGAACAUGUUAUGAUUGAACGUUCACAGACAAAUGUAUUUUCAUUAAUCAUACAGAAAAUUUUUCUCUUGCAUCCAACUCAAGCAAUGCUUGAUUUGAAAACAUCUUCUGAACAAUCAAAUUCGUUAACUGAAUUGACUAUGAAUCAAGAAAAUAUGAUAUUAAACAAACAAUUUCAGAAUGAUCGAAGUGUUGCAUGUAAUCGUGGGAUUGGGAUUUAUGUUGGAAUUCCAAUGAAAAUACAUUGUCUUUGUCCUCCAAGUUAUUAUGGAGAUCGAUGCCAAUUUCAAAGUCAACGUGUUAGUUUAAUACUUCAAUUUUCUCAGGUGUGUAAAACUAAUUGUCAAGGAAUAUUUGGUAUUAUUAUUACUUUGAUAGAUCAAGAUAAUAUUAUUCAUGAUCAUGAACAACUAACAUAUACGACUACAUAUAAAUGUGAAAAUAAAUUUUUUAUUUAUCUUCUAUAUAAAUCACGACCCAAAAAAUAUGACAAAAACUUAUAA